Zea mays is the source of this 495-nucleotide messenger RNA. RefSeq lists its product as uncharacterized. The record is from RefSeq and is a predicted model, not a curated record. The transcript has 4 exons. The coding region runs from base 1 to 495 and encodes 164 amino acids. NCBI's taxonomy places the organism in Eukaryota, Viridiplantae, Streptophyta, Magnoliopsida, Poales, Poaceae.
AUGAUCAACACGACGGAUUUUAGAGCGUCUCGGCGGUCGGCAUCCGGGUCCGGAAGCUCCGGUCGUAGCUCUCGUCGGCUCACUGAGCAAGAGCUUGAGAUCGUGAGGCUGCGUGAGGAGAACCGUGAGCGCGAUGAGCAGUUGAGGGCUCAAACUGAGCAGUUGAGGGCUCAAAGUGAGUACUAUGCCUCAGUCCACGCGCAGCAACAACAGAUGAUUCAAUUACUAGCUCAGCAGCAGGGCAUUCCGUAUGUGGCCCCUCCGCCUCCGCCGCAAUGGACGUUCGUCCCUAUGGGCCCUCCUCCACCUCCGGGACUUGUGCCGCAGCAGCCUCAGUUUAGCACACCGCCGGCACAGCUACCUGCCCCUGGCGCACAGGACAAUCAGGAAGGAAGUGGAACGAUGGAUGGCUUCGUCAACUCCCUAUUCGCGUACCCAACUCCGGACGGAGGCAGCGGCCAAAGCUCCAACAACCCUAGCCGCCGCGGUUCGUGA